Callithrix jacchus (white-tufted-ear marmoset) is the source of this 1570-nucleotide messenger RNA. Lineage: Eukaryota; Metazoa; Chordata; Mammalia; Primates; Cebidae. The record is from RefSeq and is a predicted model, not a curated record.
UGCAGCGCGUCGGGACAGGGCCCUUGCAGCUCCAGGGAAUUGAACUUGUCAAAUGAAUGUCUAGAGUGAUAUGUAUGAAGCAAAGGGAAGAAGCAUUCUUGCUGACUAUCAGACAUUUUGCAAACAGGAUGCAGGUCCUACAUUCCCAGAAGUGGAAACCAUCAAGGAACAUGCUGCCUAAUGGCUUUGGUAUCUCAGUCCCAUGUUUUCAUCUAGUGGCAGGAUUGACAGAAAUCCCCUUGCUACAUUCCCAUUGUGAGCAGUGCCACCCUGUGGGAUAGAAGCACACCCCAUGCAAAGAUGGAGUCUCACUCUGUCAGCAGUCUGGAGUACAGUGGCGUGAUCUCGGCUUACUGCAACAUCUGCCUCCCAGGUUCAAGCGAUUAUCCUGCUUCAGCCUCCUGAGUAGCUGGGAUUACAGCACAUCCCUCGUUAUGAAAGAACUGCAGUGCCCUGCUCCAGAUUCAUUAAUCACAUGAAGAAUUUCUCUGAAUCUCUUCAAUUUCGUAGUCUACAGUUUCUAAAUUCUCCUGAUAAAUUAAGACGUAAUCCCAAGAAAGACCAUAGCUUCCAGAGAAACUCUGGAGCAUAUACAGUAUUUUCAGAAAGGACUCAGAGUUCAGUGGAGUGGAAAAGACUACUUUCUACUUGCCAGUACAUAGUCCCCAGAUCUUCUGUAAGCGCAGUUUCUCUUGAUGAAGAAAGCUAUGAAGAACUCUGUUCCUCUUCAGCACCAUCCAGUGAAACUGAUGAGGCCCCACUGAUUUUCACUGCCAGAGGAGAAACUGAGGGGAGAGCCAGAGGAACACCCAAGCAAGCUUGGAACUGUUCAUUUUUGGAAGAACCAGUAAAAAAGCCUAACUGGGUGUACUCAGUAAAUCCUGCUCACCUGGAGGCUGGGGGCAUACAAAUGCAUAGACACACAAGACCUAAGGGCCAGACCUUGAGCCAUCUCAAGAAAAAUUCUAGUUCCGCCGCCAGACCUGCCACUGCUAUCGGCCUCUGCAGGACGAGUCAGACCCCGGACGCCCAGCAGAGCGCCGGCCCGAGUAACGCAGAGCUCAAGCCAGAGGAGAGGAUGGCAGCCCCAGCAGGCGCCCGGGCACACCCCGACUUCCAAAGAGAACUCCUGGGCGCGUCCGGAAAUCCGGUCGGAAGAGGCGCGGUUGCCAUGGCGCCAGAGAUGCUUCCUAAGCAUCCUCAUUCCCCGCGGGACAGGAGGCCUCGGGAGGAUACCACCCUUCAUGGCAAUCUGGCAGGAGCGCGCCUUCCACUGCUGGCCAGUGCUUCCACCCAUUUCCCCUCCAAGAGGUUAAUAAAGGUUUGCUCCACAGCACCCCCCCUCCCAACCCGGCGUUUCCAUACGGUUUGUUCACAGGCCCUUUCUAGGCCGGUGGUGAAUGCUCACUUACAUUGACCGCUGCGAGGGAAUUGUUCGGCGAGUGCUGCCCAUCUUCAAAUCAAUGCCGGCUCAGAACAACAGAAAGGGCCUCAGAUGUACUGGUUUCCACAGAACCAUUGUUAGGCUUUUGUGAAGCAUUUUUGAACCUAAUAAAUAAUGUCAAAAGUC